AUGGUAGAAGCUUCAUUCGCAAAUCAGGCAUCCAAUUUGAGCGCCCUCGGCGCAGCCAUGGGGUCAUUUCAUCGAGCUUUGGAGGUUAAACAACCAUGUACUUCGUUUGAGGGGAGCCACGAAGAAGAGAGCUCAAAUUUUCUGAACGCUCAACUUAACAGACUGGCCAGUAUCGAAGAUGAUCUCAUGAUAGCAACAGGAUGCAUACUGCCCAAAUCCACAUCUUCAUCUACAAUUAUAGAGCUGGCUGAGAUGUGCCGAAUGGUACAGGAAGAAAAUCGGAAGAAAAUAGGAUUCCUGCACCAACGCCUCAUUUCCAUGGGGGCGACUUCAUUAAAAUCAAACGAAGUGUUCUCGCCGGUCAUGUCGCCUCCUACGACAAAUGUCUUCUGUUUCCUCGGUGGGCCAUUACAAAUGGUCGAGGAAGGAGACGUGGAAACGGAAGGAGCAACAACUCCAGGCUCCAUGAUAAACCCAUCUCCAUUUGCUUCAAACAGCAAGCCGUCGAUCAGUCCUGCAGCCCGAACGAUAGAUCAAAUGCCCCUCAGCAGUGCUGACUCCGAUCGGUCAACAUCCCCGACGCCACGUAGAUCGUCCCGAUCUUCCGGCAGCUUUCGUCGCAUGAAUUUCGAAGGUUUUCAAGAUGAGGAUGACAUGAUUACUCUGGAUACGCACCGUUCGGGGAAAUCUCCAACGGCAAAUCGGAGCAAAAGUUAUGGCAGCAGUUUUGCGCGAGACUCGAAAGGGCAUCAUCAGUUCAUCAACGAAAUGGAAUCCAUGCUUGAUAAGGUUGAGGAAUCUAUUUUAGAAGGGCGUCCUUCAGAUGAGGUUACACUCCAGGUGAAUAGGAGAGCAACAAAUGAGUUGCAAGAUUCCAGCUCAAGCGAAGGCGACGUUUCUGCAAGUGACGACUCCACAGAUGUGAUCGCAACUCAAGUGGCUUCCACAACCAGGCGAAGGCAAGCUGACGCGCAUCAACUUAACGGUGCGCCAAAGGUAGCCCCACAAAGACCAACUCAAAUUCUUUUCGACAACGACGCGCCAUCCCCAGCACAUACAAACCUCACACUUGAUGCAACAAUGAUGAACGAUACCAUGGUGUCAACCGUCCUGUUUCAAGAUGACGAUAACACCUCAGUGAUGACGCCCAUCCUCGAUAGGUAUAGAUUAGAUGCAGAUGACAACUCUGUAGGAGUUAAGGUUGUCCCGAACAAACGUGGAACUUCGAGUCGUCUGAGAAAACCGCUUGAGGAUGUCGCAGAAGAGCAAACUCCAAUGGCUUCCAAUCACACAAAUACUUUCAUAAAAGAAGGCGACUUCAUGUCGCCAAAAGGUCUACCUGGAACAAUCAGUGCGAGAAAGAAAAAACAAUAUCGAAAAACUCCACUUCCGAAGAGGACUCUUCAUAAUGAUGACACAAUGGACACCACAAUGGACGAAAAUGACGAUCCAAACCUUCCAAUAAUCCAUUCAUCUCCAAGUGUGGUCAAUGCUUCGCCUCGAGCUAGUUCGUCAACGCUAGGCUCAUUUACAUUGCCCCCUUUGCGCCAGUCUUCUCUCGACAUGCGAAGAAAUGAAAUUCUACCUUCGUCUUCCUCUUCAAGUACAGUAUUGAAGGUUUUCAAUGAGAUCAAGGGCAACCCCAAGUCAACAUAUUCAGGACGUUCUCGUGCAGACACAUCAGUUUCGAGAGACAUUGUCGAUAAUCACCAAGUCAGUAGCACGUCAGAAUCAAGACCAAGACAAAGCGAAAGAUUUGAACACGAGUCUGUUCAAAUGACGAAAUGGAUGGAGCACAUCACAAUGGCAGAGUAUGACGUUGCACCGCGAAUCGUUCAAGUACAAGUUCGCCGAGAUGAGGCAAAUAAGGCAAUCGAUCUUUUAGAGGAUUUCUUUACGACUCAUUUACAGGGUAAUCCUACAUCAGCACUUGAGUUUGGAGAACAGCAAGGGUAUGGUAUACUCGGCAACUCGUUCAAUACAGCACACAAGUGCAAGAGUAUUUUGAUGAGCCUCUGUCACUUCCGUCGGCUCUUGAUGCAUCGUGAUGAGGAAAUGCAUUUUACUAUAAACCAGUUUUCGGCAUGA
Messenger RNA from Cylindrotheca closterium, 2088 nucleotides. NCBI's taxonomy places the organism in Eukaryota, Bacillariophyta, Bacillariophyceae, Bacillariales, Bacillariaceae. The record is from the annotation of a GenBank genome assembly.